Messenger RNA from Annulohypoxylon maeteangense, 628 nucleotides. RefSeq lists its product as uncharacterized. The record is from RefSeq and is a predicted model, not a curated record. The transcript is spliced from 2 exons. The coding region runs from base 182 to 424 and encodes 80 amino acids. Lineage: Eukaryota; Fungi; Ascomycota; Sordariomycetes; Xylariales; Hypoxylaceae.
GUCGUUUCCAAAGCUCCUUCAAGCUCGCUAUCAUCAAGCUUUGCCCUGUCCACCUGAAAAAGUCACAAGUUAAUUAAUAUUGCGGCGCAUAUUGAAGCCUCCAUUGCAGCAGCAGUCACAAUAUUACCGAACCUUGGAAGUUUCAACAAAAGAGAGACAGCCCCCAAUCCAUCGGUAACCAAUGUCUGGUGCUACGGUUCAUACGCAGCGGCUGCUCAUGCGGCCUAUCUCGCCAUUCCGGUUUCGAACCUCACAUUCCUCUGCAUCCUCGCUACGAGCCUACAGCGCACAACCUCCAAAGGGACCCAACAAUGCUGUUAAGUUCUGGCCUUUCAUAGCUAUCAUCGGUAUAGGAUUUGCGAGUUACGCCUACAUGGCGAAGGCGAGAGCAGCGGCCAAGACCGCACCGAUGAAAAAGUUAUAAUAACUUCUGCCGGCAUGUUUCCAAUGCUGUGUAUUAUAUGACGAUUAUUCAGAUCCAUAUGAACGAAGGAAGAAUUCUUCACUGUAUCACCAACUGGGUGUACUUACAACUUACCACCAACCCCCCUAUUACCUGUACUAUUAGUACAUAUUACAUAGGUAGCUCACGAAUAACGAUUCUAUGCAAUCCAUUAAGUAUUUUUAA